This is a messenger RNA of Xyrichtys novacula (pearly razorfish), 991 nucleotides long. NCBI's taxonomy places the organism in Eukaryota, Metazoa, Chordata, Actinopteri, Labriformes, Labridae. The record is from the annotation of a GenBank genome assembly.
AUGAGAGUAAAAUACGACUAUGUGUUUAAAGAGGUCCGUCUUUGAAGCACUAAAUCUUCUGCAGAAAGAAAACCUCUGAGGAGAAACUUAAACUUGAGGUCAUUUCUAAAGUGUUUUGACUCUGCUGGUCCUGAGAGGGGAUUUGGUUUGCAGCAGGUUCAACAAAAACUCCUAGAAAACAAAGGAAGAGACAUCACAUGGAUGCUUUAAGUUUUACACUGGCAGCAGCAGCAUCCAUCCCUCCCUCUGAUAGAAGUCUAUUCUCACAGCCAGCAGAGUCACCACAAACCACAAAGAGAGACGAACAAAACCGGGUAAACGGAGAGUUUCAGAUCUUUAUGAGACUCACAGAGAAGAAAAGAAACAUUCAACAAUGAGGUUCAGUCUCUGUUUGCUCAGCUGGGACAGGUAAUCGUGCUGCAGGUUUGCACGCCAGCUGCAGGUCAGAGUUAACCAGGUGAGUCAUGGUGGGUGUGUCCAUGUCUUUAUACAGUUCAGUCUGUGGUUGGGACCUCAUUAAAGUUCAGGUUGUUCUGGAUCCAACAUUAGAGCAUAAAUGAUCUCCCAUUUCAGAUUUCUUCUGCUGACUUCACGCCUCUCCCUUCUCUCCUCUCUCCUCAGCCCUCCAUCCAUCCAUCCAUCCAUCAUGGCCGACUCGUCCCUCAGCUGGUGGAAGCUCACUUUCCUGAGAAGAAAAAAGUCUCAGCCUAAAGUUCUGUAUGAAAUCCCUGCAGACUUCAUCUCAAACUCCCCCUCAGCCCAGCACGCCUCAGCCCCGGCAUCAGGUCCUGGCAGCCCUGAGGACACUCAUCUGGACACCCGGCUGGAGCGGAUCGUGGACAAAUCGACGGCCAGCAAAGGGCGCCAUAUGAAGGUGUCUCACUCUGGGAGGUUCAAGGAGAAGAAAAAGGUGCGAGCGACUCUGACGGAGAACCCUCAGAUGUUUUCAGGAGAACCAGCGAGAGACGAGAACCUGAGGGUGGGGAAGUGA